This is a messenger RNA of Sphenostylis stenocarpa, 264 nucleotides long. Lineage: Eukaryota; Viridiplantae; Streptophyta; Magnoliopsida; Fabales; Fabaceae. The record is from the annotation of a GenBank genome assembly.
AUGACAUACUAUUACAUGCACGAUAGCAAAAGGUUGCUAUGUUUGCUAAUGUUUGUGUUUGCAGUUGCUGCUAUUAUGGAAACUUCAUUGACAGAAGGAAGGGGAGUUUAUCGUUUGAAUGACAUAGGAAGAUCCAGAAGGCUAGUAGAUAUUGGAGGAAACAUGAAAAGACUUGGAGCCCUUGCAGCGUUCCUUCCAAAAGGUCUUGUGCCACCUUCUGGCCCAAUCUCGCAAGAGGCUUCUGUAGAAGCAACAUUCUUCUAA